This is a messenger RNA of Ictidomys tridecemlineatus (thirteen-lined ground squirrel), 6911 nucleotides long. RefSeq names its product LIM homeobox 4 (gene Lhx4). Gene Ontology annotation, biological process: regulation of transcription by RNA polymerase II; neuron differentiation. Gene Ontology annotation, cellular component: nucleus. The record is from RefSeq and is a predicted model, not a curated record. NCBI's taxonomy places the organism in Eukaryota, Metazoa, Chordata, Mammalia, Rodentia, Sciuridae. Gene Ontology annotation, molecular function: zinc ion binding; RNA polymerase II transcription regulatory region sequence-specific DNA binding; DNA-binding transcription factor activity, RNA polymerase II-specific.
CCGUCCUAGCUGAGAGCGCCUGGCAGGCGCAAGGGCUCCAGUGUCGGUGACCUCCAUCCGAGAAGGCAGGGAGGGAGAAGGGAAGUCUGAGCGUUGAGCGCGCAGAAUGCACGUUCAAAGCCCGACGCCCAGCUGGACGGUAGAGAGGGUGAGAGAGCGGCACUGAGCGGCCCCAGUUACCUCGGAAAGUCGGGACUGGGAAGAGGAACCAAGACCCUACUAGAGUUGGUUUCCUCCCUGGACCGCGUGGCCUGGGCUCGCGGAUAACCGGAGCCAGGAGGGGCGGCGUGGGGCUGGGCCAGAGCCGAGUCCUCGGGUCUGGGAGCGCGACCUGCAUGACCUCCCUGCCACUGGGGCCGGGUGCUUCCAGCCGGGUGCUCUGGCAAGCGCUGGCCAGAGUGGCCGGGGAACAGACAGAUGAUGAAUUUCCUCCGGGAGAGUUUGCUGUGCACUGCCCUGGGCGCUCGCCCUGGGUUUUAGGAGGUUCGCGCCUGGAGACAGACGAGGACAGGAUGUCUUACUGGAUCACCGGCUAUGGGCAGCCGGCGGCCCGCGGCCAGGAGCAGAGGUCGCGGCGAAGUGGGCAAGGGAGGCACUGCCUGCGUACUCCUCGCGCUCCGCAUUUGGCAUUUCUGCGCCUAGGUCCUUUUCCUGUCUCCAGUCUGCGCGUUAUGCGGGUUCCUUUUCUGGGCUUAUUCUCCCAAGUAGCCCUGAGGCUCGGCUGAUCUGGGAUUGGCCAAACCGAGACCUGUUUUCUGACCUUUAGAGCAGUGGCAGAGACACAUUUCCGCGAGGAGCCGCGCCACAGGCGCGAGUGUGCCCUGCACGCCCCGCAAGAGACAGCCGGGUUGAAACCUCUCUCGCUCCCUUUUCGCGCCAAGCGUUUGGAAAGACGAAAGUAAACCUGGUCGCCCACAGCUCGAGCCUUUCCGUGACUUCUUAACCUUUGGAAAGUGAGGCUCCCAGUUCGGGAGCCUGGACUCCUCCUAGUCGACAGACUAUCCGCGCGGCCCAGUGAUCGGCCCGGUUCCGUGCGCCUCCCAGCAGUCCGUUUAGCGGACCUUGACCAGCACUGCAAACGCGACGGGCUCAAGAGAGACUCUGCCCAGGCAGCCGAAGAUGUAAAUUAAAUUCCACCAGUGGCGACCCUGUGCGCCCGGCGGGCGAGCCGGCGCAGGCGGCGGGUUGCACCCUGGAUGUUGGAGCCGCCGGCGGCCUAAAACCCAGCGCGGGCUUCUCUCCAUGUCACCAGGGGUUGUUUUUUUCCCAAGAUGGGACUUUUUUUUCCCCUUUUUCUUUUGGACAACAGGACGAAUUGGUCUAAGAGACGGAAAGGUGGAAAUGAAGAAGAAAGGGUAAAAUCAUGAAGAAGAAAAGGAUUCACGGGGAAAGCUGGGGCAGGAUAAAACUGUUGGAGGCAGAAAGUUAAAGGAAGGACCUCGGAAGCUAGGCGUGCCCCCCUCUUGACCUGCCCAAACCAGAGCGGGCUAAGGCAAGAAUGUAGUCUGAAUGCUGCGGGGAUUAGGGCAAUGGGAGCCCCCAGGACGCCUUGGAGACCGCCUACCUGACUGCAAAUACCAGGAGAUCCCCCAGUGCGCCGGCUGCAACCAGCAUAUCCUGGACAAGUUCAUCCUGAAGGUCCUGGACAGACACUGGCACAGCUCCUGCCUCAAGUGUGCGGACUGCCAGAUGCAGCUGGCCGACCGGUGCUUCUCCAGAGCGGGCAGCGUCUACUGCAAGGAGGACUUCUUCAAGCGCUUCGGCACGAAAUGCACGGCCUGCCAGCAGGGCAUCCCCCCGACCCAGGUGGUCCGCAAGGCCCAGGACUUUGUCUACCACCUGCACUGCUUCGCCUGUAUCAUCUGCAGCCGGCAGCUGGCCACGGGGGACGAGUUCUACCUCAUGGAGGAUGGGCGGCUGGUGUGCAAGGAGGACUACGAGACGGCCAAGCAGAACGAUGACUCGGAGGCUGGAGCUAAGCGGCCGCGGACCACCAUCACAGCCAAGCAGCUGGAGACGCUAAAGAAUGCCUACAAGAACUCCCCGAAACCCGCGCGCCACGUGAGGGAGCAGCUGUCCUCGGAGACAGGCCUGGACAUGAGGGUGGUUCAGGUUUGGUUUCAGAACAGGAGGGCCAAGGAGAAACGCUUGAAGAAGGACGCAGGGCGGCAUCGCUGGGGACAGUUCUAUAAGAGCGUCAAGAGGAGCCGGGGAGGCAGCAAGCAGGAGAAGGAGAGCUCGGCAGAGGACUGUGGGGUUAGUGACAGUGAGCUGAGCUUCCGAGAAGAUCAAAUUCUCUCAGAACUUGGCCACACCAAUAGGAUUUAUGGCAACGUGGGGGACGUUACAGGUGGACAGUUAAUGAAUGGGAACUUCUCCAUGGACGGGACAGGACAAUCCUAUCAGGACUUGAGGGAUGGGAGUCCCUAUGGAAUCCCCCAGUCUCCAUCCUCCAUCUCGUCCCUGCCAUCCCACGCUCCUUUGCUCAAUGGGCUGGAUUACACGGUGGACAGUAAUUUGGGCAUCAUUGCGCAUGCAGGGCAGGGCGUGAGCCAGACGCUGAGAGCCAUGGCUGGGGGACCCACCUCUGACAUCUCCACAGGAAGCAGUGUAGGCUACCCCGACUUUCCAACUAGCCCAGCCUCUUGGCUUGAUGAAAUGGAUCAUCCUGCUUUUUAAACUUCUCUCCUCCCCACCCUACCUGUCCUCCUGGUUUGAGAGAAUAUCUUCAAGGAUCAAAGGAGACUUGCCUCUUAAGGAUCAAAAGUGCGCCAAUGUGAAUUUCCAUUAUUUUCAAUGGAAGUGCUCUGCUGGGUCCUAGCAGGCUGAGCGGCCUCCCUAGGGCAUGGCUUUCUUGGAGGAGGCAGGAGAGCAGCCUCAGCUGAGACGGCACAGGGGGACAGCCUGGAGCUCUAGGUGCUGGCUUGCUGGCGCUCUCCCUGCCUGCCCUGCUUGGUGGCUUUGGCUGCUCAGUGCUUUGGUAGCACAAGGCGACUGUGACAGGCCACCUGGGCCUCUGGGAACUGUGCUCCAACCGGUGUGUCUCACACAAUGCCUCCCCGACCCCGGCUCUCACCAGAGCCGAGAUUCCUGAGGUAGAGCAUCAAGGCCCUUGAGUAUAAUGAGAUGGUUUCUGGACCUCGCUGAUCGAACCCUGAUUUUCAAAAUAAAAUAGCCAGUUACUAAAGGUCAGUGAAAACGUUGAUGGCCACAAUUUGAUAUUAAAAACACACCCCUCUCCUUUCCUUUUUGUUGCUGUGAAAUUUUGACUUCUUUCCUUUGUGAAAGUACAAACCAGAGAGUAAUCACUGGUUUUAGUUUUUAAGAAAUCCCAUCUAGACCACUGAAUCCCUCACGGCAAGAAGUGGUUUUCAUUGCAGGUGACUCUGAGGCUGGAGCUGAGUGGCCUGGACCUUCACAAGCUGCCCGAUGAGUCCCCUUGGCACAGUGUGCCUUUUUUGAUUUGCUCGUAUCAGUUACUACCCAAGACAGGCUGCGGGCUACACAGUGAUCAAAGCUAAACCAUGGAGAGAGCAGAGUGACAAUCAGUGACAGCACCUGGAGAUGCAUUUGGGUUCCAACUGUGCAGUCUGCUAAGCCACAUGGGCAGAUGCCGGUCUCCUUGUGGGGUGAAAUGAAAUCUGAAGUCUGCCUUGGGGGCGUUGGUUUAGGUGAGCUUGCAAGUCUGCCCUCCUCCCCCUAAAACACGAAAGCCUUCUCUGCUGUGCUUGCUGACUCCACUGAAGACAGCAAUGCUUUUUUGGCUUACCUUGGUUGGGAGGAAUACUCUAGGGUCUAAAAGGUUUCAAGUGGUCCUUGGGCUGCAUCUCUCUGGGUUGCCUGCUGGACUGGUGCCAUGCCCUGGGCUCCUGUCCUGUGCUCAGAAAGGCAGAGCUCCCCAGCUAGUGGCAGUGCAGGGACUUCCUGCUUGCAGGUUUGCAGAACAUGUCACUAAGACUGCAGCAAGGUCAAAGCUGCAACUGCCAUCCUGUGCACCCCACUUCUGGCCAUCAGGAUGCUCUCCAUGUGUAAGCUGGGAAUUUAGCCAGCUGCAAUGUAUCUCCACUCCCUUGGGAAACUGUGGUUUGCUUCUUCUGGCCUCCCAUUCUCUUAAAUGAGAUUGGCAGGGUAGGAAGAAUGAGAAGGCCUUGCCUUUCUUUCACAUGAAGUGAUGGGGCCAAAGACCUGAAGUCCCUUCCUUCUGUGACUGGUUGAUCACCCUGUGAAGACUGCAGAGAUUUAGGCAUGCUGCAGGCAGACCAAGGGAAGUGUCUUUUUAAAGCUCUGUUCCAGGGCUAAAGUAAGUUCCAUUAAGUAUCUUUAAGAGACACAGUCAAUGAAUUCCUGGAGCAGCCUUCAGGCCACCUAUCCUCUGAUCAGUUUUGUAGCAUACCCUUUUUUUUUUUUGGUGGAUUGCAAAUGCCCUUAUUUUUGCCUGGGGAGUCUGCAAAUAUGGACUCUUUUCUUGAGGCUCCAUGUUUGUGGAUAGUGGUAUGUUAAGCCCAUCCAAUUCUAUGCUACUGGAAGUCCCCAACAAGGCGGGGUGGGAAUGAACACAAAUGCAAGAUAACAAGCAUGUGAAGGGAGGGAGAUCACAACCGUCUGUUUGGAGGCCAACUUCCCGAAUACAUGCUUCUCAGCAGGCCUCUCGAAAUACACAGGGGAGAGGCUGUGUGGCAAGCCAAGUGGAAAGCUGCCCGGCCAGGUCCCUACUGGGCUUAAUAUCUCAUGGGUUCAGAGGUGAGUAUAGUGUGGGACAGCAGGAUCUUUAAAGGAGGUCCUGCCCUCUGUAUAGCACUAUAAAAGAUCAAUUUAGGUUGAGCUGUUUUAUUUUUAUAAAGGAGUUAAUCAUACUCCCAGUUCAAUGGUAGAAGUAUAGGAGGCUGUCCUCCCACCGAGAGGUCUCUUGAGGGAAUCUGGGUAGUGCAGUGAUGUUGGUGGUAGCUCAGAGGUGCUGGAAAAGAGGUCCUGAGAGAGCACUGACCACAAGUCCAAGAGAGCUGUACUUAAGGUGCAUUCCCAGAGCCAUUUCCCUGGAGAGCAGCAAACAUGGGUGCCCAUUUAGAAGCACAGUCACAACCGGUCUCAGACUUUAAGUGGCUCUCCAUGCAAAUUGUGCUGCAUGACGAUGGGCCAGUGUCACUGGUGAGCAUUGUGUUCUGAGACUUAGCUGCCCCCAGAGGCACUCCUCUAUUAGACUCCUCACCUGUCUACUACUGGAGUACCUGGUGCCACCUGGCAACUGCUCUCCCCUUCCUACAUGACACAGAUGAACUUAAGAAAUGACACAAGACCUUCUAGAGGCAUUUGCAAUAUUUGGGCCUGUCUUUGAGAGCAGUUAACAAAGAUGAUCUGCUGUGCCCCACAACAGACUUUAGAGCAGGAAGCUUCUGAACACCGGAGUAAAUUGAUAACUGACCGCCCCCAAGUUCCCAGUGGUAAUUGGAUAAGCAAAAUGUGAACUAAGUGGAUCCAGAGAAAUCUGUAUUUGCUGAAAAGUGAUUAAAUCAGGGAGGCAGUACCAAAUCUAAGGGCUCACCGUGGGUAAAUCCUGUUGUUGGGAAGUGGGGUUCUUGGCUCUUCAAGGACUUGCUGUGUAACCCCAAGCAACUCUUUCUGGUCUAUAUGCUUGCUCUUUCUUGCUUCCCCUGAUAGUUAUGAGCAUAAUGUAAGAUGAACAUCAACUAUCAUACUGAUAAUAUUGUUCCUGCAAAUUAAUAUAGUGAAAAACAGGGAAAAAGAUCAAAAUUAAGACCUAAGAGAAGCAUUUGGCAGUGUCCUUGAAGGCUUUUUGUGCCACUGUAAAACAUAAAAUCUAAUAAGAUAAUUGGGGGCCAUUAGAUCUUCAUCAUUAAGUUCACUUUGCAAGAAAUAUAAGGAAUCUGUAGAAAAAAAAAUCCCCAUCUGGAGCUCAAAGCUGCUCAUCUGAACCCACUGCCUCCUUGUAGGAGGUGGCUCGAGGCUUCUGAUGAGCCAAGGCUGUGUGCUGUGUGACAGUCCAUUACCUGCCCCCUGACCACCACACAGCCUUCCCAGCACGCCCCACUGACACCCAGGUUACAGCCAUGGAACGAUGGCCACACCUCUUCAGCCAGCAGGGCCCAGAUAGCCUGAGGAGGCUCAUUUUUAAACAUUGCACUUUAAAAAUUGGAAACCAUGAGAUGAAGAGAAAUUCAAUUAAGCGGAAAUGAGUUUUGUUUUAUUGCCUGCUGCUGAAGGGCUCUGGGCAUGCUGAAAGCUAAAUAAAAGCACAUCACUGGCUCUCUCUUUUCUUGGAUUGGUCAGUUGGCCCUUUUGGCAGUAGUUGCUCCAACUGCUCUAACACGGUGACUGGAGCCAAAAAGAGAGAGCUCAGCCAAGUCAUCCCAUCCACACUCUGCUUGGUAGGACCACACUAAAAGCACAGUUUCAUGCUGCUAGCUCUGGUGAGGAGACAGCUGCAGGUUUGGAGGUGCACCAAGCAUUCCUUUGCUUAGGGAGGCAGAGCACAGGUGGACGGAGCAAGGACACUCCCACUUUCACCUGUUGCUCACCUAGAGACAAGGAUCACAUUGUACUUUCCCACUUGAGGACUGUGUUCAGCCUAAGGAGCAGGUUCAGGGCCACAGAACCCCAGAAGCCGCUCCGAGUGCACAUUCAGCCCUCAAAGCCCCAGGUCCCUGAGCUCUGGAUUGUUGCCCUCAUCCUUCGCAGUGUAAAUUUUGUACAGUUAAAAAGAAAUGAAGUCUCGUUUCCCGGAAAAAAUAAAAAAGAAAAAGAAAAAAAAAAAAAAGGACCCACCCAUCCUUAUUUAUUGCCAUGUGACUUUGGAGAGCAGAAGCUGGUGCGUUUGUCUGUAUAUUGCCUCCUGUGUGUUGGCAUGAGAUGUGUACGGUAAAACUGUGUAAAAUAAACAUGGAAAUUCUUUAGAA